Rotaria socialis is the source of this 903-nucleotide messenger RNA. The record is from the annotation of a GenBank genome assembly. NCBI's taxonomy places the organism in Eukaryota, Metazoa, Rotifera, Eurotatoria, Philodinida, Philodinidae.
AUGUGUAGGUUUGUGUUUCCGUCUAGAAAAACGACAGCCGAUAACACCUACAAUACGGCACAAGCAGAUGCAGAUCAUGAAGAAUUGCUAACAAUACGAGAUCAUAUUACCUAUAUUCGACGAUGGAUACAUCAACGACAAUCUAUUCUGUAUUCAUUUGAUACAGAUGAAUUCUUAUUAAGAUUUCUACGCGUUACAGAUUUUCGUUUAGAAAAAGCCAAAGAAAGAUUAAUUUCAUUUUGGCGAUAUCGAACAGAAAAUCCUCAAUGGUUCAGAAACCGAGAUCUAAUCAAAAACCAAUUGAUGUGCCAAAUAUCCGAAUUAGCCUAUUGUCUUCAGUUACCAAAAGCAACUAAAGAUAAACAUCUCAUCUUUCUAAUGCGUUUGGGACAAUAUGAUCCAUUAGUCUAUACCAUCGAUGAUGUUACUCGUUACGCAUUUGCUGUCGCAGAUAUUUUAAACCUUCAACCGGCUGCUCAAUUGUAUGGUUUUAUAAUUAUAUUAGAUUUCACAAAUAUUCGCUUACAACACAUUAGACAAUUUACACCUGGUCGUGUUCGUCGAUAUGUUGAUUGUUGGGAGAAAAUGUAUCCAGUAUAUUUGCGUCAAAUUCAUUUCUAUAACUAUCCAAGUAUUUUCGGUCCUAUCUUACAUUUAUUUCGUUUCUUUCACUGCCGAAAUAUUAAUGAUCGAAUGUUUUUUCAUUCAAGAACAUCAAAUGAUUCAAUGAAGAAAUCUUUACAUAAAUAUAUUGACCCGUCAUUGUUACCAAAUGAAUAUGGUGGUGAGUUGGAUUCAGUGGAAUCUGAGAUGAAUAAAUCAUUUAUUCAAUGGACCCGUCAACAUAACGACUGUUUGAUUGAACUCGAACAAUGUGGAGUCGAUCUCAAAGAAGUAUCGUGA